CAUUGUUAUGGGCCAGUUAUCAGUCCCGGCUAGCAUAAAAUUCAAAAUAUAACAGAAGAAUAUACUCAUACUAGAGCUUCUGGACAAUUGUAGACCUUAAUUUGUUGUUACUGGCUAGACGAUGGCUGAUGUGUGAGUGUCUGUACAUCUCUUAUUGACACAACGACCACCACUCACUGGUAGGUUGAAUUUACACACGACAUUACGGUAACACACAGCCAACAUGGCUGCUUACUGAUUGUUUUGUUAUUAGUUAAGUCUGUGCUUCGAGGUUUCAGGUAUUUCAGAAAUUAUCUAGUCAAACAACCCUGCCCAAAGAUGGAAAUUCUGCGUUUUGCGCACAUUAUAUUAAGGGACUUCGUUGUUCAUAAAGUAGUCGUUCGAAAAAUAGCCACAGGAGCGUGGACUCUCUCUGUCAAUCCAGGCAGGUCAGCGUGUCUGAACGGUUCUCUCCAGUUAGACAGGAACAUUUCUCGUAGUACGUUUUCAGUGGAGCCAUCAGUCAAAGAGAGUACAGCGCUGAUAUACAGAUGUCAUGGAGAGCCUUCACAAGUCGUUACGUUGGAGACGCUAAAACUUCCUCCUCUGAGAUCUACAAGUGUCCUUGUGAAAAUGCUUGCAGCUCCCAUCAACCCAUCAGAUAUAAACAUGAUCCAAGGCACCUACGCAAUACUACCCGAUCUUCCAGCAGUGGGUGGCAAUGAAGGAGUAGGUCAGGUCAUAGAAGUGGGAAUCGAGGUCAAAACAAUCAAAGUGGGUGACUGGGUCAUUCCUAGGGAUGCUGGUCUAGGCAUGUGGCAGACAGCAGUAGUCUUGAGUGCUGAUGAUUUGGUGACGGUACCCAGUGACAUCCCUGUCCUUUCAGCAGCCACUCUGGGGGUCAACCCUUGUACUGCACUCCGAAUGCUGUCUGACUUUGAGGAUCUAAAGCCGGGAGACACAGUCAUCCAAAAUGCAGCUAAUAGUGCAGUCGGCCAGGCUGUGAUCCAGAUAGCUGCAGCAAAGGGGGUUCAAACUGUCAAUGUUGUCAGAGAUAGGCCAAACCUGCAAAAGCUGACUGAUGGAUUAAAAGCCAUGGGUGCCACAUGUGUGAUCACAGAAGAGACACUUAGAAGGCCAGAAAUGAAGGAAAUAUUUAAGUCUUAUCCUCGACCAAAGCUGGCCCUGAAUGGAGUGGGAGGAAAGAGUGCCACAGAACUUCUGCGUCAUUUACAGAGUGGGGGAACCAUGGUGACAUAUGGAGGGAUGGCCAAACAGCCAGUCACUGUGCCAGUGAGUGCCCUCAUAUUCAAAAAUGUAAAAAUACGAGGGUUUUGGGUCACUCAGUGGAAACGAGACCAUAAGCAUGAUGAUGAAGCAUUGCAUAGCAUGCUGGAAGAGCUGUGCACCCUUAUCCGUACUGGAAAACUGUCAUCUCCAGCCUGCACUCAAGUGGGCAUGCUGGACUUCCACAAAGCUUUACAUAGUGCAAUGAAACCAUACACCUCUAUGAAACAGGUUUUGGUUAUGUGAUCCUGUAGUCAUAGUUUGCUGCUUUUAGCAGGAUAGCACAUGUUUUUGCAACACAUUUGACAUAAUUGUGCUUCUGACAUUGAAGUCCAGUAAGUGUUAUCUGCCACAGUUAUUAGCCUAAAUCAUUAUUAAAUGUUCUUUGAAUGUUCAGAAACUUAUUAAUUUCUGUGUAAACUGUUUGACAGAAUGACUGACUGUUUUUAUGACAGCUAUACCUAGAUAAAUGGUAACCUUUAGCUCUACAUAUUUUUAAUUAAUUACCCAUUGCCAAUUAAAAAAACUUUAUUAUUAAA
Molecule: messenger RNA, 1805 nt
Organism: Electrophorus electricus (electric eel)
Lineage: Eukaryota; Metazoa; Chordata; Actinopteri; Gymnotiformes; Gymnotidae
Gene: mecr
Product: mitochondrial trans-2-enoyl-CoA reductase
Biological process (GO): fatty acid metabolic process
Cellular component (GO): mitochondrion
Molecular function (GO): oxidoreductase activity
Source: RefSeq, a predicted model, not a curated record